This is a messenger RNA of Lytechinus variegatus (green sea urchin), 6838 nucleotides long. RefSeq names its product sorting nexin-5-like. Gene Ontology annotation, molecular function: phosphatidylinositol binding. The record is from RefSeq and is a predicted model, not a curated record. The coding region runs from base 116 to 1255 and encodes 379 amino acids. NCBI's taxonomy places the organism in Eukaryota, Metazoa, Echinodermata, Echinoidea, Temnopleuroida, Toxopneustidae. The transcript is spliced from 11 exons.
GCCAGGUGGACCGAUCGCAAUUAACUUAGGACCGGUCUCGUAGACAUACCCCAUGGCCAUACAUUUCUAGGCCUACUACCCGUUUGGUGCGAACAAGUCAAGAUUUUUUCCCGGAAUGGAUAAAACUGUAGAAGAAAAUGGAGAUGGUCCUCCUGCCACACCUUUUGACCCAUGGUACCAAGUCAGUGUAACAGAUGCAACAAAGAAUGGGGAAGCUAUCAUUUUCAAGAUAAAGACAUUAAAGCUUGAAGAAGAUGGCACAGAAGUGACUGUCGAGAGAGUAUAUGAUGAUUUUGAAUGGCUACAGCAUUGUCUCACAACUGAUAAUGAUAUUGGAGGCAUCAUUGUGCCCCCAUUGCCUCCAAGGCCUGUAUCAUCAGCUGCUGAAAGUGCUGCAAAAUCCAGGAAAGAACUUGGAGAGGAAAGUACAAAGGUCAAAGGUGAUGAGUUUCAUAAAGAAUGCCGUCAUUUAGAGAAAUACCUCAGCCUAGUUAUCAAACACUGUACCUUGGGCAAGGAUGACACUCUAGCAAAAUUCCUCACAUCUACAGAUCCACCCAUACGUGCCAAGGUAAAGCGAGGUAUUUUCUCUAACCUGACACAGAAGAUGUCAGAGGUUAUGAAAGGAGGUCACCAAGACACAGACAGUGGGUUUCAACAUGAGAGAGAUAGAGCAAAUCAGGUGCUACCCAUCAUGAGAGAUCUUAGUCAGGUCUUCAAACUUAGAACAAAUCAUUUACAAAGGUUAUCAGCUGCCUUGAAUCAUUUUGCAACAGCUUUAUGUCUGGUCAGCAGUGCUGAGAAAGAUGAAAGACUUAUUGAAGGAACCCAGAUCCAAUUGUUGUUUGCCAGAGCCAUGGAACAUUAUUCUCAUGGUAUAGAUGUAUUUACAGCUAAUCAUGAGUCAUCAUUAGGUUUCUUCUUAGAUGUGUAUGCUAGAUAUGCAGAAGCUGAGAAGGAAAUGUUGCACAGAAGAACAGUGAAAUUGGUAGAGUUUGACAGUGCAGUGAAGACGCUCAACAAGGCAAACCCUCAGAAGAGACCACUCGCAGAAGAAAACAAGGAGAAGAAGGAGAAAGAUUUUAAUGACAUCUCAAGAACAGCAAAGAAAGAGCUUCAGGUGUAUAAUCAUCAACGAGUGAUUGAGUUCCAGAAAUCAUUGGUGCUGUAUGCAGAGGCCAACAUCAAGACAGCAAGAGACUUGUAUGCCCUUCUUGCUAAGGACCUUUCAGAAAUCAAACAUACCACACUGUAGAUCUCCAUCUGUUCUUGUAUCAUUUUGAUAUGUCCUUUAGUGAAGAGAGAAAAAAUUAUUUUUGUACAUGUCUCAGGCUUUACACUUUUCAUGGAUAUUAUCUCAUUUCUUUUUUUUCAAAAUAUGAUGCAAUAGUCAAUUCACUUGAGGAGAUACAGAAAAUAAAGUGAAGGUUUUGUGGGAGAUAUAUGUGAUUAAAGAAUUCCAACUCUGAUAUGCAAUAAAAUGUAAUUAGAUUAAUAUUAAGGAUGUGUGAUGAGGUUUAUAAUGAGAUAAUUGUAAAAAAAUACUUUAAAAAAUAAAAAAUAUAUCUUGUAGAGCAGAAUAUAAUUUGUAAUCUUGAUUUUAUCUGAGGCUCAAGAAUGAAGCACUUAAAAUAUGGAAUAUGAAUAAUCCUGCUGUCAUUGUAAGAGACAGUAUAACAUUUAUCAUGUACACUCUUGCUAAUAGACAUAUUGGGGUAGGGUUUUUCACUGGGUAAUAUCAGAAGGUAGCUAGACAUCAAUCUUACCAUUUCUUGUUAGAGAAUUUAAGAUUUAUUUGGAUACAUUUUUGGGGUGACUUGCAUUGAAUGAUUAAAAAAAGGGUAUGCGCAAUCUUGUGAAUUGAUGACAUUUGUGAUGUCAAUGCUAGACAUUCCUCACCUUUGCCAUCAUAGAGAUUGUACACUUAAUGAUCUUAACUUAUAAAAUUGACUGAAAUUCAUAAUUAGGAAUGACCACUGAAGGGCAACUUUAUGGAAUUCCUCAGAUGCACAUUAUUAAGAAAAUAUUCUCUUUAUCUAAUAUUAUCUUUCAAAGUAAAUAGAAUUUCUUAAUGCCUAAAAACUUCUGGUAAAAACUGUGAGCAGAUGAUUUUUGUUAAGAUGCAUCAUGUUACAGUCUCUCUUAUUUUAUUCUUGCCCAUUAUUACCCCAGUAAUGUUGUCAAAUCAACGAAUCAGUGAUAUUUGAGUCCAAAUCUAGACUUUCUAGUAGCUUUUUAAUCAGUAAUUUUAAAGACCCAAAAGUCAGUGAUGAAAUCCCAAAGGUAAUUUUAUCAUAUGCCAGUUCUACUGGACGUAUUAUGGUAUCAUGCUCGGUGUCUGUCCGUCCGUUUGUUAACUUUUCUUUGUAAAUGCGAUAACUUUAGUUUAACUUAACCUAGGCUCAGAUAAUUUGGUGUGUAUAAUACUAGCAUGGAUUCCAGGAAUUAUAUUGAUUUUGAGGUCAAAGGGUGAAAGGUCAAGUUGCCACCUUCCACUUCUCUUGCUUGACCAAUAACUCCAUUUUCAGGAUUACAGGCGGGCAUAUUGUGUGCUCAUCCCAGCAUUACUCUUGUUUUAAUAAUAAAUGUCAUAUUCCAAGAGGGAUGUGAGCCUGCGACCCCUGUUUGGGACAUUGCUCAGUACCAUACAGUGUAAUUUACAAAGAUAUUAUCAUUGCUUUGGGUUUAUCCCCCCCCCCCUUGGCCCUCCCUUCAUUUCCCUCUCCCCCUCCCUGUAUUAUGAACUUCAGUCAAUAUUAUGAUAUACUGAGAUCAUUUGUUGUAUGAUCUCUGUGACGGCAAAGGCGAGGACUGUCUGGCAUUGAUGUCACACACGUCGAGUCACGUGAUCGUGCAUACACUUUUUUGAGGAAUGGAGCUUAGCUAGCAUGAGAAGUGCAAAAAAAUUGCUAUUUAUUGACUUUUCGGGGGAAAAAAUUGUUUUCCUUUUUCAGAAUUACCAUAGAAAAUUACUCUAGAUAUGUUAAUUUCAUUUUUUUGCACAUUUUGAUUACAGGGGCCCUGUUAGACUGGUCAGCUAUAAGAAGGGUGAAUAAAAGAAAUAAGCAAAAAACUAUAAGGUCAACAUUCCAAGAAUGUCAUGAGGGCUGUUAUACAUAUAUGCUUUGCAAGACAAUGAAAGUGCCUUUUAUAAUGUCCUUGGCAUUCAAAAUAAAAAUGUAUAUUUCAUCAUGCUUUUCAUGAUCACAAGUAUCCAUUCAUGUUUCUGAUUAAUUAUGUGAAGUAUCAUUCUUACAUGGUUGAUGUGACAAAGAUUCAAAUUAAGGUGUUUUUUUUUUAGUUGAACAAUUAAAUUUUCUCAAUUUUUAGAACUUUUUUUUUUUCAAAUUGAAUGCAUGUAUGGACCAAAGAAGUCAAUUUUUAUGCUAUAUCUGAAUGAAUGAAUCAAUUACCUGUAGUGAUUACACAUUUCCAUAUAUGAUCGACAAGUUGUAGGAAGUGUAGUUAGUAAUAAUCACUCUCCAAUAAUGUCAUUUUGGCAAUAAAUUAUCCUAAAGUCAACAGUGCCAACUCAUUUUUAGCUUUUGAUGGAUUAUGAAGUAGUGCUAUAAAUGAGCAUAGGCGUUCAUCUUGUACUCAUGAGAGUACAACUCAUGUAUGAAAAGGAAGUUAUAAUCAAGCAUUGUAAUAGGGAAAUAAAGGAGAGCUCUGGUACAUUGUCUAAAAACAAGAUUAAAUCAACUGGCCAGUUUAACCAAAAUAAAUAAGUAAACGUAAUUAAUCUGAGCAUAGCGCAAACUUGACCUUGUUUGAAUUCAAACUUUCAGGUUUAUAAUUAUCAGACUGCACUUUCCAUGGUCAAACUAUGUUGGUCUGUGUAAAUGUAGAAAAUUAUGUAUUUAGCAUUUUCAGUUGCUUAACUAGUUUCAAGUGUCCAUUCCAUAAUGUAUGACUUUCAGAUGUGUGCUGUAUGAUUAAUCUUGUUGAUUUAUGGGCAUUUAUCAGGCAAAACUAAUUUGUAGUAAAAUUUAAAUGGGACUAUAAAAUAGAAAUGUUGUUUCACAAGAACAAGAAUCUUGAUUUAUCAAUUCAUUUAAAAAAUUCAGUAGAUUCUCCCCCAGAAUUAAGUGAUAUCUAGUGAUAUAUUAUUAUUAUCAUUAUAUAUAUAAUAAACUCUCUAUGAAGAAUAUGUUUGCUGGCAAACAUUGCAAAGGUGUAGAAUACAGUGAACUGAUUAGAAUCAAACUUGGAAUGGAUAAACAUAGAUAUCAAUCACAUGAGGCCUCAAUCACCCCAGGCCAGUUAUUCAAGUAUCUAAACAUGUGUUUCUUGACCUCGAUGGGUCUGAAAAAACUAAUCCGCAAUUACAUACGCAGUGCGCCGAUUCAAGCAAACUCGCUCGCCAUCGCAUGCAGUUAUUUUUAAUUGCUUUAGUAGUUUCCUUAUUUCGGGGCUGAUUUUCUUCGUUCGAAACUGAAAACAGAAUAACUUUGGAUUUUAAAAUACAUAAAUUUAGACCCCCUUUUAAUGACUACAGUUAAUAAAGAAAAUUCUGGAGAUGUCUUAGAUGAUUUUUUUUUAAUUUGUUUCAUUUUAAGUCAUAAGAACCAGCUGGCACAUUAAUCCUAAAAGUUAUUUUUACCUAGGUUUAAACAGUUCAUUCGGGUUACAAAGUCAUUGACCAUAAAAAUACUAUGAGAAAUAGAAUAUAUAUAUUUCUUUCUUAAUCAAUAAAUCACUUGACAAAGCCCAAUGGGCAAAAAUUCAUGAAAAACUUUUCAUUACAGAGUUUUCAUUUCUUUUUUAACUUGUCAUUGGACCAACUCUGAGCAGAACAUUCCCACUUUGUUUAUAUAUAUAUGUAUAUACAUACAUAUAUAAAUCUCUCUCUCUAUGUAUAUAUAAAAUAUGAGAAAUUUGCAGCAUGGUCAAUUCAUUUCUUAGCCUUCUCACAUUCCAGUGUGAAAAUCGUUUCUGUGCUAACUGAUUUCUACAAGCUUUACAAAAACAUAACAUUCUGUCAAAAUGCUUUCAUUUCAGACCAAAGCCCAAGAAUAUAUGUGAAAGAAUUGUCCCCACCUUUGUUGUGAACCUUUUUUGAAGGCCCAUAAUUUCUUCCUUUUUUGAUUUUAAAUUAACACCGAUUUUCUCUGUGAUGCUUACUCCUUACAGACAGCAAGCAUUUAUAUUUAAAGGUAUAAUGAAGAUGAAGGGGAUAGGGGCUAGUGCAGAACGUGUGUGCUUGUCAUUAGGAGGCUGACCAAAUAUAAAUGAAUCUAUGUAUGGCAUGUAUCCAUUCUCUGCAUUCAUGAAUAUCAGAUUAUUUUUGUGACCCAUUAUCUGGUAGCUUUGAGUAAUUCUGUAUCGCAGUAUCUUUCAUGUAUUGUAGUAGCUUAUAUUAUGAUCCUUAUUUUGUUAGUCUACAUUAAAUUUGGCUUCUGCAAGCAUAUCAUGAAAUGGGUCAUAUGUGAAUUGCAUGGUUACCAGCAUUGUAGUUUUUAUAAUUUUAUUUAUAAUUCACAAGCUUAUAUAUGUCAAACUGAUUAUCAUGAACCUAAGUGAAUAUCAGGAAAUAAUUAUAUAACCAAUAGAAAUUUAUUGCUGUAGUCAUAAUCCUGUGUAGUACAUUUACAUUCUUAACCCUCAUUAUGAAAGUUCAUAUAACCCUUGGUAAAUAUCAUCAUGUACAUUCAAGCAUAGAUUGUUCACUCCAAUUGUUAUGGAAGUAGAAAAGAGAAUUUUGUGAUUCAUGAAUUUAUUGAAAUUAUUCAUUUUCAUAUGUUUAUUAUUAAUUUCCAUCUGAUACUGUAACAAUCAGUAUUAAUAAAGCGAUCAUAAUGCCAUUCGUAUUUCAAAGCUUGUGCAAUUUGGGAUCACUGUCAAUAGCUUCAUCAUUUAUGAUCUAUAUAAGAGACAGAAAUUUAUUAUUUGUCAUGGAUAUCAAGAUUUCACUAUUUUCUGUUUACUAUUUAUUCCUUAUUCUGAUUAUCAAGUCGGCACUCAAGAAUUUACAGUUAUCAAGAAGAAAAUAUUACUGUAGUAAUCUGCAUUUAGAUUUACUAUAUUGCAUUGAUUUUAUAUAUUAUUGGCAUUGAUUCUUUACAAGAAAAUUACAGCAUUAUCAUUAGCGUACUCUGAGCAAAUAUUUGUUUAAUGCAGUCUUGAAUACCGACCAUUGUUUCAAGAAGCAUGAUUGGUAAAUGACAGAUGAAAAUGCAUUACAUGAUUUUUUAAAAUCAAAUUGUGAUAUCUAGAUUACAGUCUAUACUUAUGUAGUUAAAAAAACUCUCAUCUUCAAGUGGUUACUAUCAGUUUCACAGUCUAUUUCAUUUUGUUAGAGUAAAGUGCAAAUUACACCUAUACAUUUGCCCACUAAUACAAACAGAAAUUUGUAUUGUGGAACAAAAUCCAUCUUUCUUGAAAAGGAACUAUAAUUAUAAUGAUACAUGCAUAUACUAGAGGCUGGGAUAUGCAGCUUUUUCAUGGUUUGUGUAACUUUUAUUUUAUACAGAGUAUAUCUUCUGUUUUUAUGAAGCACCACCAUGGUCUUUUAAAAUAUGAAUGUGGUCUUUUUUUCUUAAUGGUUGACAAACACAACUCACCUUUUGGCCAUUCUAAUCCCAGAAUUAUCAGUAACAUAAAUGCACAUUUUAGUGGUUUUGGAUAUUUGGUUAGAACCAUAGUUAAUUCAGUUUUCUUGCCUUGAUUAACACUCUUAUUUAGAGUGUAUUGAGAAGGGGACCAAUUGUGAAGAUGUAUCUUUUUCGAGGUAACUGAAAUCAAGCUUGUUGUUAGAGUUUUAGUCCAUUGUUUAAUGUAAGUUGUGUGCGUUUGCUGAUGUGUUUCAAUCAGAUAUGAUUAUUUAUGUCUUGGACCG